Messenger RNA from Megalops cyprinoides (Indo-Pacific tarpon), 2430 nucleotides. Its product is annotated as E3 ubiquitin-protein ligase MARCHF9-like. The record is from RefSeq and is a predicted model, not a curated record. The transcript is spliced from 4 exons. The coding region runs from base 1396 to 2415 and encodes 339 amino acids. Lineage: Eukaryota; Metazoa; Chordata; Actinopteri; Elopiformes; Megalopidae. Gene Ontology annotation, molecular function: zinc ion binding; ubiquitin-protein transferase activity. Gene Ontology annotation, biological process: protein ubiquitination.
AGUGGCGUCUGCCAAUGCGCAGCUAAACGGUGGAUCUUUUUUCCUCGCUGCGAGACCGAGGAAGGAAAAAUUCAUAAUAGGAAAAUGGGGGGAGGGGGGGGGGGGCAACAACAUUGAUAAACAUUUUCUCAGUGUUUCAAUUACUAUGCUGUUCCGAAACAAAGCGCUGCAUUUAUCCAUCCCCAGCAUGCUUGUCGAAGAGUUAACUGGGUUGAUUCCGAUAUUUUUACGACUGCUAUUCUAAAUAUAAUUAUCUUCGUUUUUGUUUAAAUUGGCACAAUUCGUAUCGUACGUAUAUCAUCUCGCCAUCACCAUGUCUAUCUGAUAGAAGAAUUAGCUGCAUUUUUUCUUCUUAUUAUUAUAUUUUUGGGUGCAACAUCUUCCCGUUACAUGUUGUGCAGGAGCCUUUGCAGAAGGGAAAAAUCAGAAUGGAUAUUCGGUGGGGAAAGGAUGCUUGUUUUUAUGCUCGUUUUCGUUGUUUUAUCCGAUCCGAUUUAUAAUGCGAACACGCUGGAUUGCGAUUCGGAUCUCGGCGGUGUUCAGAGGUGGGACAGUGUGGGGCAUAAUCUCAAUAUUUCAACCAGAAAAUGUGUUCCAAGGAAAAAAAGGGAAAAAAACACCAUGAUCUGAUAGCCAGGAUGCCAUUCGGGGACCAACAAAAGAGAGAAAUUUGAAUUACGUUUAAUUCCAUUUUGUCUUUAUUUUCCACUCUAUCGUUUCGGAUUACGCGUAUGGAAUCGACACCUAGGGACGGCUAUGUGGAUUUACUGAUGCUGUUGUGUCUUCUCUUUUCAUAAAUGUCAUUUUACAUGAUCUUUUCUUCUCUUUCGCCCUCUCGCUCCCGCUCUCGCUGUCUCCUGCUUUUGACAGAAUACCGAAUUUUCGUUGCAUACCCUGGACUUAAAAAACAACAUUUGCAGUGGAGCCAGGGCUCUUAAAUAUUAAUACGAGGAUUGAUUGUAUUAUUUGUUUAAUUGGUUGAUCGCUUUUACAAACGUCUCCAGUGUUUUCUUGUGUCGGCAUCCAUUGAACGCCGAAAGAAAGACCCUCGGCCCCUACACGGGCAGAGAAAUCUUUCAUCCGCAUUGCUUAAUAUACACAUGCCAUCACCAGAGGGAAUAAUACCUACCAAACGGAUUUUUUCUCAAGCCUAUUAUACUUUUUAUCUUUGACUGUUUAUUGGCCGAGUGUUUUAAUCGGAAGUCAUGUUUCUCUUUUGUUAAUAAUUAGUUUCGAUAUCAUAGCGAAUCCUCCCAUUCCGAUUCCAUAAUAAUAAUAAUAAUAAUCUACGUUGGGUUCAUAAAUCCUGCAUCCGGAAUGUUGCGUUGACCUCAUCCCUGUAGCUGAUAUAUUUAAGUUCACUCACUACAGCUGGAUAUGCUUAUGUAGUCAACGAUGUUUAAGUAUCGGAUCCGCAUGUUUUUCAAUGAAUUGAAAGUACUGGUUUUAAUGCGGUCCAGUUCGAGACGGGCCGACUCAGACACAGACGCAGACAGGCGGACAAGCAUGCGAGGGCUCGGGGUGGGCAGCUGUGGAUGGCCUGCCUUUGACUGCUCUUCCCGGGACGAUGAAGAGGAGUACUAUGGGACGGACCCCCGGCCGCGGAGUCUGGCUUUUGAGGAGAAGGACGCCAAGGUGCAAGCUGGCCUGGACGCGGUAUCGCUCACGAGCAGCAUGGAGAGUGGCAUGCGCUCGCCGCAAUGCCGAAUCUGCUUCCAGGGACCCGAGCAGGGGGAGCUGUUGAGCCCAUGCCGCUGCGACGGAUCAGUGCGCUGCACUCACCAGCCCUGCCUGAUUCGCUGGAUCAGCGAGCGUGGGUCCUGGAGCUGUGAGCUAUGCUACUUCAAAUACCAAGUGCUGGCUAUCAGCACCAAGAACCCCCUGCAGUGGCAGGCGAUCUCGCUGACGGUGAUCGAGAAGGUGCAGAUCGCUGCCAUCAUCCUGGGCUCCCUCUUCCUCAUUGCCAGCAUCUCCUGGCUCGUCUGGUCAUCCCUCAGCCCCUCAGCCAAGUGGCAGCGGCAGGACCUGCUGUUCCAGAUCUGCUAUGGCAUGUACGGCUUCAUGGACAUCGUCUGCAUAGGUCUUAUAAUCCACGAGGGCUCGUCAGUCUACCGGAUCUUCAAGCGCUGGCAGGCUGUCAAUCAGCAGUGGAAAGUACUGAACUAUGAAAAGGCCAAGGACAUGGGGGAUCCGAUCAGCUCAGGUGGCAAGGGUGGGGGGCGGGGCUCGCGGGCCAACCCCCACAGCGCGUCCAGUGGUGAGCGGGGUGGGAGGCGGGGCCAGCGCGUUAGGACUAUUCUGAACCACCACUGUGGCUACACCAUCCUGCACAUUCUGAGCCAGCUGCGGCCCAGUGACCACCACAUCGGCUCCACGGCCAACCGUGAGGUCGUCAUGAGGGUCACCACCGUAUGAGGCCCAGGGGCUGCG